This is a messenger RNA of Tribolium castaneum (red flour beetle), 2080 nucleotides long. Its product is annotated as neprilysin-2. Gene Ontology annotation, biological process: protein processing. Gene Ontology annotation, cellular component: plasma membrane. Gene Ontology annotation, molecular function: metalloendopeptidase activity. The record is from RefSeq and is a predicted model, not a curated record. The coding region runs from base 85 to 1914 and encodes 609 amino acids. Lineage: Eukaryota; Metazoa; Arthropoda; Insecta; Coleoptera; Tenebrionidae. The transcript has 9 exons.
UGUCGUAAACCGACACUGUAAACAGAAAAUAUUAAUAGAUGACACAAUUCGAAAGCGACCUUCGGAUAAUUUGGGUGCGCGAAAAUGUUGGAACAAAUCCAACCUGGUUUUCAGCCGUUCUACAUAAAAAACGAACGAAAUUACGGCGAAAUGACCGAAAGUCCUGGAGAAGGUGAGAAAGCACCGCAAGAUUGCUGGACUUUAAUGACAACAGCUGAAAAAGUCUUGCUCUUUUUACUCAUCUUAGCACUGGUUGGAAUUGUCGCUUUGGCGAGUUUUAUCAUUGUGCACUUUCUUAGCGAGGAAGUGUGUGAAAGUGAAGAGUGCAUUUCUGCGUCGUUUAAACUUUUGAACAGUAUUGAUCUUAGUGAGGAUCCAUGUAAUGAUUUUGAAAAAUUCCUUUGCGGCAAUUACAUUCCAAUCAGUGACGAGAAAAAAGCAAAUUUAGUCACUGCUCCUUUGAGUGAUCGAGAUAGCGGACCAAUUACUACACUUAAAACUUUUUACCAAAGUUGCAUUAACAGUUCUGCUAUUGAUGAGGACAAUGAAAACACCCUUGCUACCAUCAUUUCAAAUAUUGGUGGAUGGCCGAUUCUGAUGGGCCACACCUGGGAUGAAGACUCUUUCAACUGGCAGAAAUUCAUGGUGAAAGUCCGCCCGUUGGGACUCAAAUCUGACUGGUUGUUACAUUUCGAUUACCACGAGGACGAAAGUGGUAUAAAUCAAUUAUUGCUGAGACCACCGCGAAUCAAAGCAACGUCUUAUCAAUUCAAGACUGAUUUUUACCAGGAAUGUAUUAUAAAUCUCGCUGAUAGGUUUGAAGCAAAUGAUUUGGCUUUAAAUCAGCUCAAACAAAUGAUCGAGUUUGAAGACAGAUUACUGCAGAUAAGUUACUUAGGCCAAGAUGAAAACUACACGAAGGUUUCAGUCGGGAGACUGAAUGAAAUAUGGCCGGAAAAUUCACUUGUUGAAAUCUUGAACGACUUAGCUCGCGGCUACUCAGUUUUUGUUAACUCGACCCCAAUUUAUUUAGACUCGGAGAACUACCUUUACGAGUUACAUCAAUUACUAGUUUCAACACCGAAAAGAACGCAAGCUAAUUACUUCAUUUGGAGUAUUAUUGAGACGUUUUUGCCUUUUUCCUCGGAGGAAAUUAGAAAAAUUUACGGCAAGUAUUUGAAGCUAGAAAGUCGGGAGGACCAUUGUCACAGUGAGACAAUAAAGAGAUUUUACAGUAUCAUCAAAAGUGAAGAAGUGAGUAAAUACAAACAUUCACAGACUGUGCCCUUACUUAACUUAAUCGCAAACCUGGUCUAUGAAAGUUUUAACGAAACUGAUUCAGAAAUUAGUGUCAUAAUCGAAGGCCCUGAGGGCGAAAAUUCAGGUGUCACUGAUCUAACUUUUACUUCCGAUAAGUUACCCAAAAUGAUAACCGAAGUCCAGUUUCGCAUCGACAAUGAAUUUUAUAAGUGUUUGCAUAAAAAUCCUUCGUUUUGCGUCAGAGAAAAUUAUUAUGAAGCACCACGAGAGUUUGAGCCCAUGUUUGAUACUUCUGACAACACUUUUUAUGUUCCCUACAGCCUGGUUUAUAGUGACUGGUUCAAAAAAAAUCAACCGAAUUACAUAAACUUUGCUCGAAUGGGCAGAAUAAUCGGCGAUCAGAUUCUUCAAGCUGUAGAAGACGAAACUAAUACGACUCUUUCCGAAUCUGGAAUAAAUCUGGCGUACGAAGGCUAUAUCCAGUGGUUUCAAAAAAACGGAAUGGAGCCAAAACUACCAGCCUUGAAUUUUACAAUGAAACAGUUGUUUUGGUUGUAUUCGAGUUUGGGCUAUUGUUCAGAGGAGGAAGAAUCGGGCAAAAUUGAAGAAGCCGUCGAUUCGUUGUAUUUCAAAGAAGAUUUCCAUUGCAUUUAACAGUUGAGGUGAAUGUGAACUUGAAGUAAAGUAUUUGGGUCGAUUGGAAGAAAGUGGAGUGAAUGAAUUGAGCAAAAAGUUUCAAUUAUUUUUCUAUCAGUUGUAAUUAAACAUACAGUAUUUUGUUAUUAUUUAUUUAUUGUUGAUAAAUAAAGGUUGAAAUGUU